Molecule: messenger RNA, 306 nt
Organism: Sparassis crispa
Lineage: Eukaryota; Fungi; Basidiomycota; Agaricomycetes; Polyporales; Sparassidaceae
Exons: 3
Coding region: 1-306 (101 amino acids)
Source: RefSeq, a predicted model, not a curated record
AUGGAUGGCCUUCCAACCGCAAGGGGUCUCCAGCUUUUGGCGCACUGCCUCACGAUCACAUCGACGCAAACGACCGCGUAUAUCGACGACUAUCUGCAUGAGCAUGCUCAAGAUGGGGAAGUCGCGACUCGAUUUCCCUCAGACCUCCAGUUGCUCAGGUUCGAGAAAGUAUUGUUAAAGAUGGACCCUUGCUGGACAAAGGAAGACCGCCGCAGUGUCGACCGAUAUCGCUGUGUGGUCGGGCAUUUGGUCAACCCCGGCUCAGAGCAGAAACCUUGUCUAGACAGACCACGAGCCUGCAGUUGA